AUGAAUUCAGGUCAGUUAUUGUGUGAAAUUCAAGUUCAACCCCACGUGCCAAAGAAUUUCAUUUGGCCAAAAGAGUAUCUAGAGGAUGCUCAUGAAGAACUCCAAGCACCAGUGGUGGAUCUUGAAGGGUUUCUCAAUGGUGACAAUGAAUCCACACAACAUGCAUCUAAUCUCAUAAAUGAGGCUUGUUUAAACCAUGGUUUUUUCCAAGUGAUUAAUCAUGGUGUUGAUCCACUUCUCAUUGCUCAAGCUUAUGAUCAAAUGGAUACUAUUUUUAAACUUCCAAAUCAUAGGAAAGUGAGUGCUUAUAAGGUGCCUGGUUCAAUGUGGGGAUAUUCUGGUGCUCAUGCUCAUCGUUUCUCCUCUAAACUUCCAUGGAAGGAAACUUUCUCUUUCCCUUACCAUGUCAAUGCAUUAGAGGCUGAUGUCACUAGCUACUUCAAAUCUACAUUAGGGGGUGAUUUUCAACAAGCUGGAGUGACAUUCGAGAAGUAUUGUAAGUCGAUGAAAGAGUUGGGAAUGAAGCUGACAGAGCUAUUGGCAAUAAGCUUAGGAGUGAAUGAUCGAUUGCAUUACAGGGAAUUGUUUGAAGAAGGUUGUUCCAUUAUGAGAUGCAACAAUUACCCAUGUUGCCAGCAACCAAGUCUUGUCCUUGGGACAGGACCUCAUUGUGAUCCAACUUCUUUAACACUACUUCACCAAGAUCAAGUUGGAGGUCUUCAGGUUUUUGUUGAUGACAAGUGGCACACUGUUCGACCUCUUCCUAACGCACUCGUUGUUAAUAUCGGAGAUACUUUUACGGCAUUAUCAAAUGGGAGGUACAAGAGUUGCCUCCAUAGGGCCGUGGUUAAUCAACACAAGCAGAGAAGGUCAUUGGCUUUCUUUCUAUGUCCCAAAGAAGAUAAGGUGGUGAGACCCCCUCAAGAUAUUAUUAGCAGAGAUGGGACCAAACUGUAUCCAGAUUUUACAUGGUCACAAUUGCUUCAUUUCACCCAAAAUUAUUACAGAGCAGAUGAAUCCACACUCUCAAAUUUCACCAACUGGUUGAUAUCUUCCAAGCCACUAAUUUAA
This is a messenger RNA of Vicia faba (fava bean), 1071 nucleotides long. Lineage: Eukaryota; Viridiplantae; Streptophyta; Magnoliopsida; Fabales; Fabaceae. The record is from the annotation of a GenBank genome assembly.